CAACCAAACGGCACCGUUUAAAGGCUGAGAGAGAGAGAAGUCUUAUUUUAACACUCGACGCUCCCUUUCUCUUUGUAAACCUAAUUAAAUUAAAGUUCUCUCUCUGCUCUCAUCGUCUUCUUCCUUGAGAGAUAAUUUGUUGAUUCACUCCCGACAAAAUCAAGUUCAAGAGAAGAAUCAAUCAAUCUCUUGCGAGGAGAGAUCCACAGUCUCUAGAUAAGUUCUCUUCGCUUAUUUUAUAUGAGUUUCUAGAUCUUUCUUUGCCUUUUUGAUUUUAUCCCAUUUUAGGGUUUUCAAUUUCGAUUGUAUUGACUCUGUUUUGUUCUUUUCAUCCUUUAGCGACGAUCAAUCACUUCCCAGUUCCUAUGAAAUCGCCAUCUCUAGAAUUGCUUCUUGGAAAUUUUGGGGGUUUUGUUUCUCCGUGUUUCAGGGGAUGAAUUCGAUCAAGCCUUUGCCUAAGGGUGUUCAUCUUUCCAAGCGUUCUGGAAUUAUGAUGUUUGACAUGACGAGGAAGGUCGUGGAGGAACACGUGUUUAACAGUCUCGACGCAACCAAGGUUUCUAUCUUUGUGGGUGUUGUUUCGUGCUCUGUCAAGGUUGUGGAUGAUGGAUCAGGCGUUUCCAGAGAUGAUUUGAUUUUGUUGGGAAAAAGAUACACCACUUCAAAGUUUCAUGAUUUGGAGUCAUCCAGUGAAAAUUUUGGAUUCCGUGGAGGGGCGUUAGCGUUAGCUUCGAUAUCAGAUAAUCUCGUUACUGGAAAUCAGGAUAAAAUCUAUUGGGAAGCCUAAUGGUUAUCGAAAGGUAUGGGAUGACUUUGAUGCUACUCAAUACUCCUACAUAAUUUUUGUUAAAACAAAAAUCUUACUUUCUUUGAUUUUAGUUCUUUCGGUUAUUGGUUUUCAAUUUUGUGUCUUGGGUUUCAAAAUCGUUUACUUUGUCUAUAGUUUUGUGUGUGUCUGUGCUCCUUAUAGGUUUGGUUUUCCCUUGUGUAUUAUACGUUUUUGGUUGCUUGCCAAUUAACUAGUCUCACGCUCACUCAUGUGAUGAGAUAGUCAUAACUAAAAUUGUUAUGUA
Camelina sativa (false flax) is the source of this 1073-nucleotide messenger RNA. RefSeq names its product DNA mismatch repair protein MLH3-like. The record is from RefSeq and is a predicted model, not a curated record. Lineage: Eukaryota; Viridiplantae; Streptophyta; Magnoliopsida; Brassicales; Brassicaceae. Gene Ontology annotation, molecular function: ATP hydrolysis activity; ATP-dependent DNA damage sensor activity. Gene Ontology annotation, cellular component: mismatch repair complex. Gene Ontology annotation, biological process: mismatch repair.